Molecule: messenger RNA, 1314 nt
Organism: Puma concolor (puma)
Lineage: Eukaryota; Metazoa; Chordata; Mammalia; Carnivora; Felidae
Source: RefSeq, a predicted model, not a curated record
AUGGAACCGAGGGUAGUGAAGCCGCCGGGGCAGGAUUUGGUAGUAGAGCGUCUGAAAAGCCUCUACGGACUAGGGGCCAGGCACCUCGCCGAGUAUGAUUUUUCAAAUUUUGAUCAGGCUAAGUGGAAGAGAAGAUCUCUAACCUCCCCAGAUGAUUUGGAUAUCUUCUCAUCUGGUGAUAAAGUUGGUUCAUCAUUAAGAUGUUAUUCCGAUGAAAGAAAGCAUUGCACAAUGCCACUUUGUAGUUCAUUCAAACACUUAAAUGUGAAUUGCCUAGAUGAUGAACUGGAUUCUUUUCAAGAUUUGAAGCAAAAAGAAGCAAAAGAAGACUUAAUUGAAAAUGAUUAUGGAGUUAGUACCUCCAAGAUAACCAAGCAGUCUUUUAAAGACAUAGAAAAAGUUGCCCAGCCAACUAAUUUGGCCGCAAAUUCAAGAAAUUGGACUGAAUGUUGUAGUGAUGCAAGUGACUGUCCUCUGAGACGUGUUAGCUAUCAGACAUCUAAAGUACCAAACAAGCAGAGAAUACUUCCAUAUCAGAUUAAUCAGAUAUAUGAUGAAUUAUUUCAAAUACAUCAGAAACUGCAGUGUGAAACUGCAGCCCAACAGGAGUUUGCUGAAGAACUUCAAAAGCGGGAACGUUUUUUAGUUGAAAGAGAACAACUGCUUUUCAGACAUGAAACUGCUUUGAGUAAAAUUAAAGGUGUCGAAGAAGAGGUUCUUACAAGAUUUCAGAUUAUAAAGGAGCAGCACAGUGCAGAAGUUGAGCACUUAACUGAAGUUCUUAAGGAAAGAAAUAAAGAAAGUAAGAGGCUAAGGUCCUCUUUUGAUGCAUUAAAAGAAUUGAAUGAUAACUUAAAAAAGCAGUUAAAUGAAGUAAGUGAAGAAAACAAGAAGAUGGAGAUUCAGGCUAAGAGAGUUCAAGCUCGUUUAGAUAAUUUACAGAGGAAAUACGAGUUUAUGACAAUACAGAGACUGAAAGGAAAUUCCCAUGCUGCUAACGAAAUGAAAAGUUUAAGACAAGAAAAAGUACCAGUCUCAAAAACUCACAAGGUACCACUUAAUGCACAAGUUUAUGAACUUUUAACUGUCUUCAUGGACUGGAUUUCAGAUCACCACCUUAGUAAAUUAAAAAGCGAAGAAUCUGGAAUGGAUGGUGAAAAGCCCCUACUGACAUUUGCUUCUCAGAGAAAUGAUAUUCAGGAGAAGUGUAUAAAGAAUCUUUGCAGCCUUUCCUGGAAGCCUGUAGCAACACUUUAUUUUUUCGUACUUGCUCAGUGCUGCUUCGAACCCCUAAGCUUGAUCUUCAAAUACUAG